This is a messenger RNA of Marasmius oreades (fairy-ring Marasmius), 420 nucleotides long. RefSeq lists its product as uncharacterized. Bases 1 to 420 code for a protein of 139 amino acids. The transcript has 5 exons. The record is from RefSeq and is a predicted model, not a curated record. Lineage: Eukaryota; Fungi; Basidiomycota; Agaricomycetes; Agaricales; Marasmiaceae. Gene Ontology annotation, molecular function: phenylpyruvate tautomerase activity.
AUGCCCACCAUCAGAGUAGAGACGAAUGUGAAGGUUGCUGACGAGAAAGAUUUUGUUCUGGGAUUUUCGAAGGUAAGGAUUUGGAAACAUUCAAAUGAAACUGCAACCCCUUCAUUGACACUUGAUGUGAAGCUCGCCUCUGAGACGCUGAAAACGCCCGAAGCACUGUUUGGCGUCAUCUUGCAACAAAAUCAGACUUUCUGUUUCGCUGGUUCUCUCGAACCGUGCUUCAGUUGUUCAUUGACCGGUAUCACGGUCGGUAACCCAGGAGUCAACCAAGCAGUUGUACGAGAGUUUACGAAGUACUUGGAGAAGAAGUUGGGGGUGUCUAACGACAGAGGAUACGUUUUCUUACAAAAUCCAGGAGCGAACAAUGUCGGUUUUAAGGGCGAGACGUGUGAUAUCGUUUUUGCAAAGUGA